UUUCAGAGGGGUAUAAAAGUCGAGCACUUGGAGAGCAAUGAUUUCAGUUAAUAGUGUGAAUUCCCAAACCUAUUAUAUAUAAGUUGUGAAACUUGUUGUAUACCACAAAAAAGUUUUGUCAAACAAUUUUUAAUGUUUUUUUGGAUUCAUAUUUAAACACUGAUCCCAAAAAAAGUCGACAUUCAUUCAAGUGUUAAAUAACUUUUUAUAAUAACAAACAAACAAAAAAUGAAUGCUUUAAUUGCUUCAGUAUUUUUCAUCACAUUUUUCACAACCGAUUGUUUCGGUUAUGUGUUGAGGAGGUCGGGUGAUAAUAAUCACGAUAACCAUCAACUGAUUGAUCUAAAAGAGAUGAAUACAAAACUACACGAAACACAAGUUAUGCUUUUGAUGAAACGAUUGCGACCAAAACGGGAUGCAAUGGAUAACCUGAUCUAUGAAGUGAUGGCCGAUACAGAAAAAGAUGAAUUGGAAACCGAUUACGAUAAGUCCAAUGAUAAGGCAGAGUCGGUUAGACAUAGACUCAAUGAGCGCAUUGAACACGUGGAUCUUGUACUGACACAUCUCAAAGAUAUUAAGAAACACUUCGACAGUGUCCACAAAAUGACCAAAACGCUGGUCGAAAGCGACGCUACGGCAGACUUUGUCAAGAAGUUUGCCAUCGAUCAGCUCAACGAUUCCGUUAAUAAUGUCGAAAAAUGUCAACAAUGCUGGACAUAGACCCCGGGACGACCAUACCUACCACUGUCACAUAGAAACACAUAAUAUCAUUAUAAUUAUUGUCAUCCAUCCUAUCGUUAAACAUAUACAGACAUCUAAACCAUGCAUUCAUUUAAUGUUUUAUUGUAAAUACUCAUUAAUAUUGUUUUAAAAUUCAUCAAUAAUUUAUGUAAAUGUUUUAUAUAUAUAUAAAUAAU
Messenger RNA from Oppia nitens, 917 nucleotides. RefSeq lists its product as uncharacterized. The transcript is spliced from 2 exons. The record is from RefSeq and is a predicted model, not a curated record. NCBI's taxonomy places the organism in Eukaryota, Metazoa, Arthropoda, Arachnida, Sarcoptiformes, Oppiidae. Bases 229 to 720 code for a protein of 163 amino acids.